Messenger RNA from Trichosporon asahii var. asahii CBS 2479, 2286 nucleotides. RefSeq lists its product as uncharacterized. NCBI's taxonomy places the organism in Eukaryota, Fungi, Basidiomycota, Tremellomycetes, Trichosporonales, Trichosporonaceae. The record is from RefSeq and is a predicted model, not a curated record. The transcript has 2 exons. Bases 1 to 2286 code for a protein of 761 amino acids.
AUGACGGCAACAUCAACAUCAUCCAACUCUCUCGCUUUUCGCCAAAUCCUCGACACCUUCAACACCUCCCCCCCGCCCUCCAGCCAACACCACCACCUCCCAGACCACCUCUACCUCGAACCCCUCCAGCCCAUUCAUGAGCAGCCCCCCUCCCUGAUCCCCAGACCCCGGCCCAUGGACAGAUCGGACAGAAUGGACCGUACGGACCGUCCCCCUCUGCACCAGCGCGCGAGCAGUAGCGCGGGCCUGGGUGGUGCCGCCGGUGCCUCGGCACACGCCGCCGGCUCCGGCACUCACGCACACAGCCGCACUCCGACCGGGUCAACAUCACGCCCAAAGGUAACGCGCCAGCUGAGCAGUUCCAGCAUGGCGUCAGCGGCGACUGGAGCGCCACUGAAAGCGCGUGUCAACACGUCCUCGAUCGUCUCGCUCGCAGACGUAGCGCAGCCAACACUGCGGCGCAAGACGCCGUCGACGCUGUCCAUGCGAUCUGAGUCAAAUACGCCAGCCCGCUCGCAGUCGCCCCUCCACGUCUCGUCCUCGCGAUCAGCAGUUGGCAGCGUCGUCAGCUCGGGCAAUAUUUCGCCAGACAAACCGACAGUGCGAGUGGCAAAAGUCUCCCCGUCUGCCAACCUUGCGUCCUCAGCUUCGGCGCGACUACAGCGCGCAGCCUCCAUGCGCUCCACUGGAUCUCCGUCAUCCCCGAGUCCGGCUGGUACACCGGGGUCCGGCACGCCCUCUGGACCAAGCACGAGGCGUAAUUCGGCCCAGCCAUCGCGCGCACGGUCCCCGCCUGGCCCUGCAGCGCCGUCGCAGCUCGGAAGCGCCUUUGGAUCCGCUAUAGCGAGCCUCGGAGCUGGCGCGCCGCCGCGGCGUGCGUCCGAUGACCCCCAUGCACGCAUGCGAAGGCCCUCUGUCGGCUCUGUCAGCGCGGCGAUGACGGGCGAUCGACCGAUUCACGUUCGCAACGCGAGCGUCGUAUCUGUUGGCGGAACGGAGAAGAAACCGCCCCUCGAAAGCCGACACAGCGCACCCGCGCCGAAGGUUCCGCCACUAGAGAGCCGACGGAGCGUCCCAACCGUGCCCGUUGCGCCGCCGCUGGAGAGCCGACACAGCGGUCUUGCUGAGGUCACGCCAGACGAGGUUAACGAGACGACGUCGCCAACCCGCUCCCCGCCGCCGCGGCACCACCGACAGUCCUCCCUCCUCAGCCCGAGCACGAUGGUACCGGAGGUCCUGCCGAAUCCCCCGCCCCUGGAACCGACAGAGGAGGAGUAUGCCGAGCCUUCUUCUAACCGUUCCUCGCCCGUACGACCCACGAGGCCAUUGGACCAGACGUCUCCACACUUCCGCCCCGUGUUCGCCAGUGCCUUCCCGCCAGCAUCGUGCCCGACGAGCCCGAUCCCGCGCAACCUUCCCAUCUCGCCGGAGAAGGUUGGCCGCCGGCCAAGCAAGACCUGGAUGCCCGCACCGCCGAACCAUGUCCCGACGCCCGGUAGUCCGAACAUGAAGACGGUCGCACUGCCGACCCUCACACCCACGAUGAGCCCGAACGAGAGUCACCGCGAACUCCAUCCCAGCUUCAGGCUCGAGGAGAACCUGCAUCAGAUGUCGCUGCUGCACAGUCAUGAGGCGGCGCACGCUGGCGACCCCGUCAGCCUGCUGAGCGGACCGCCGCUCCAGUCUCCCCCGGAGAUCACCAGCGCGCUGCACCCCGGCAGUCCCUUGACUUCUCCGCCUGUGACCUCGAGCGCCUCGCCAGGCGGGUCAGAGGACGACAUCGAGAAAGCAAAGGUGAACCGCAAGAUUGCCGACUUAGAGAUCUCCAACUCGUCCCUGCUCUCCAUCAACAAGACACUCGAGAAGACGAAGGCCUUACAGCGCGCCGAGAUCGUGAAGCUUCGCCGAAGGUUGAGGGAGCAGGAACUCCCGCCCCUCCGUGAUCCGGAGGGCGGCAGCGGCCUCGGUCUCACGCACCAGGAUUCGGACGACGACGACGAUCUCGGCAACCUCACCGAUCCCGAGCUCGAGAGCCGAUGGGACCGCCUCAUUGACAUGGUCACUGUCAUGCGGCGCGCGGGUGAGGAGGCCAUCAUGGCGAAGAAGUCUGGACGCGCGGUUUUGCCCUGGCUCGAUCUCGACGGGGAGAAGACGGAGAGCGUGGCUGGCUCUACCGCCGAGACGAUCGUCACGGAGCAGACGGAGAGCGUGACGGAGGUCGGCACCGAUGCUGGCACCGACAACGGCACCGAGACGGGCACAGAGGCCGGCACGGACAGGAGCUAA